CAUAAAAUCUGAAUAUUUAUGCUUGUUGCUGUCAUGUUGUAUACAAAAUAGUUCAAGGGGUGUGAAUACUUUUGUCUGACAACACCUCAGUUGUCUUAUCAGACAAAUGUUAAACACACCCUGGUCUUUCAGUAUCUUCUGUUUGUUAUGUUGUUAAGUUUGCUUGUGUGACGCAGCCAGUAAUAAAAUCAAAAGUGAAAUGAAGCGUCCAAAGAAGCCAAAGAAAAAAGUUGCUUCUCCUUGGUGAGUGGCUUUUCUGAGGGAUUCCUGAGCAAUUCUUUCUUCAACAUCAUGGAAGGUAAGAUAUUAUAAUUACUAAUAAUAAAUGUUAACCCCUUUGACUCUUUCUAGAAAUCUAAACUCGUUGUUUUUGUUGCUGUUCGUGCUUUCCCUGACAUUCUAACACAGAGCAGGCAAUGCCAGCAUAUUUCUAACAUGUACUUCUCUUGUAAGCAAGACAAAGUAAAACAAUUUGAAGUUGAUCAACUAAUGGGAAAGUUUGGAAUAUUAAUUUGAUAUCACUGCACCUUUAACACUGCGGUCAUCAAGUUCAAGAAGCCGUAACUCAGAGGAUUUUCUCAAUUUUCUCACUAACAAAAUCGCAAAUAUAAUGUUGCAUCUUAACACUUGUGGAUGAGGCAUGUCUGUGAUAAACUGUAAUCAUUCAAGCUCAAAAGAGUGAUUUCAUCAGUCGCCUUUGUUCAUCGUUUCCUGUUUUAGAAAACAACAACAUUUAAGUUACAUUCUGCUGUUUUUGUGUGUGAUGAGUUUCUCCUGUAUUUGUAGGCCCUCCAGCUGCUUGUUGUGGGUUGGGAGCAAGACGGAACAAUUCCCAACGUAGGUCUUUUUUUUUUUUUUUAACCACGUGUAAAUGAGUUUAAUUACACACAAAUUGUAAAAUUCUGAAUGAACUGAACUUAUGUAGCAUUUUUUAGCCUGUAAGUUUUUAAUUAAUUAUUUACAAAAGGUCUGAAAAUGUUGUGUUUUGUUAUUCUUUCUAAUUACUUGCCUUUAAAGUCUAACUGAUCCCCCAGUGAAACCAUAAAAAUUUAUGCUCUAUAUAAAAAGAAGCGACAAGUCUAACAACUCAGAUGGUAUCAUACAGCACUGUUAUAACCAAUAGGAAAAUUCAACUGCAGUAGCCACAGCUUAACCCAAAGAGGGCAGCACUAUAUCACAGAGUAAAAUUAGGAAAGAAGAAAAUUUCAACAUUUGCUCAGAAGCUUUAAGAUAGCACCCCAAGUUAAAUGCUUAGUUUAUUAGCAAAGAAAAGUUCUUAAAUUUGUGCAAUUUACGACAAAGAAAAUGUUGCAUGAGAAUAUAACUGAGUAAAAUAAUGAUGAAUAAUUUAUAUGACAUAAAACAAUUUAACUAUAAAUUCCUAUUUCAGGUAAGACAUCAUAGGUUACUGUGAUUUCUCAUGUCCUGGCCCCAGCUUUAAUUAUUAUUUUUUAGUAAGGUUAGAUGUAACAUAUAUAUGAUGCUUCUUGAAGAACAGUCAACAAAAAUAAAUGUUUUUUUUUUCUUAUCUCUUAGUGCGCCUAAGAAGAAUUGCCAUCAUUGGACAAACUGGAGCAGGAAAAAGCAGCCUUGGAAACACCAUAUUUAAAGAGCAGAAGUUUAAAGUCAACCAUGACGUGGAUCCUGGGAUGAGUGGAUGUGAAGCAAAGACCAAACGUGUUGGUGGGAGAGAAAUUACUCUGAUCGAUAUGCCUGGAUUAUUUGAUUCAGAGAAAGAUGAGAAACAGCUGAAGGCUGAGUUACUGAAAGGAAUCACAGAGUGUUCGCCUGGCCCUCACGCUUUCCUAAUCGUGCUCAACAUGGAGAAAUCUACAGAGAAAGACAACGACAUCGUCAGCAAAAUGAAUGAACACUUCUCUGAGGAAGUGUUUAAAUAUUCCACUGUUGUCUUUACCCACGGUGAUCGGCUCCCAAGACGGAAACAAAUCCAAGGAUUUGUGAAGGAGAACAAGUUCCUUAGCGACUUAGUAGAAAAGUGUGGAAAUCGAUGCCACGUCGUUGACAACAAACACUGGAACAAGAGAUCGAAGUACAGCUACAGAAGCAACCGGUACCAGGUGAAGAAACUGCUCAAGUCAAUCGAGAAGACAGUGGAAGAGAACGACGGAAGCUUCUACACCAAUGCCAUGCUGCAAAAAAUAGAGGAGAACAUUAAAAAAGAAGAAGAACACAUCGCAAAGUCUUCCAGAAACAUAUCAGAGAAAAAAAUCAGAGAGACGGCUAAAGAAAGGACACAUGAAGAUUUCUUAAACAAGCUAGCAGGCAUCACUACUGGUGCUUUGUUAGGAGCUGCUUUUGGUCCAGCAUUAGCUGUGUCAGUGGUUGUUGCAUUGCUGGCAACAACUCUUAAUGUCAUCACCUCUGCAACCAAAUCAUGGAGCGGAACGUUUACAAAACUAGCUUUAAACGUAACAGCAAGUUCAGCACCAGACAAAACAAAGGAGGCAGAAAAAGAAGCAAACGUAGCAGCAGAAACAGGAG
Poecilia latipinna (sailfin molly) is the source of this 2502-nucleotide messenger RNA. Its product is annotated as GTPase IMAP family member 7-like. Gene Ontology annotation, molecular function: GTP binding. Lineage: Eukaryota; Metazoa; Chordata; Actinopteri; Cyprinodontiformes; Poeciliidae. The transcript has a single exon. The annotation marks the transcript as partial. The record is from RefSeq and is a predicted model, not a curated record.